Scedosporium apiospermum is the source of this 2178-nucleotide messenger RNA. RefSeq lists its product as uncharacterized. Gene Ontology annotation, molecular function: homoaconitate hydratase activity; 4 iron, 4 sulfur cluster binding. The coding region runs from base 1 to 2178 and encodes 725 amino acids. Gene Ontology annotation, biological process: L-lysine biosynthetic process. The record is from RefSeq and is a predicted model, not a curated record. NCBI's taxonomy places the organism in Eukaryota, Fungi, Ascomycota, Sordariomycetes, Microascales, Microascaceae. The transcript is spliced from 10 exons.
AUGGCUGCAUUUCGGAGAGCCAUUGCUCUCCCGGCCGGCGCUCGAUUACGGCCUCGGACCUUCAUCGCCCACCCUCGACCUCUUUCCGCCCCCGUGUCCCGUUGCCGUACCUAUAUUUCCACCGCGCCCCGACGGCAAGAUACCUUCCACUUCCAGCUCGAAAACACCCCCAAUGCUGCCGCCCUCCGCCCCUCUCAGCCGGCCCCCACCCCGGACAACCCCCAGACCCUCACAGAAAAGAUUGUCCAGCGAUACGCCACAGACCUACCCCCGGGUAAGAAGGUCAGGGCCGGCGACUAUGUCACGAUACGGCCCGAGCGGAUCAUGACGCACGAUAACUCUUGGCCCGUGGCCUUGAAGUUCAUGCAAAUCGGGGCCUCCAAGAUCUACGACAACCGCCAGGCCAUUAUGUGUUUGGAUCACGAUGUGCAGAACCAGAGCCCUGCAAAUCUUAAGAAGUAUAGACAAGUGGAGGAGUUUGCUGCCCAGCAUGGUGUUCGAUUAAUACCUCCAAUUGCCAAGAUCACAUUCACUGGCAUCCUCCCCCGUGGCGUCACCGGCAAAGACGUUAUUGUUGCUUUGUGUGGUUUGUUCAACCAGGACGAAGUCUUGAACCAUGCCCUUGAAUUCACGGGUUCCGAAGAGACUUUGGCAAGCAUCCCUAUCGAUGCCCGCUUGACGAUUGCCAACAUGACUACUGAAUGGGGUGCUCUGAGUGGACUAUUUCCGGUUGACGAGAAACUCAUCUCCUGGUAUCGCGCCAAGGCUACUACGGCGGCCAUGUUCAACAGUCCCCUCAAGGAGCGCAUCAACCACGAGCGCAUCGACGAGCUUGUCAAAAACAAACUAGUUGCAGACCCCGGCGCUUCUUAUGCCAAGGAGCUUUAUCUGAACUUAUCCACGCUUUCCCCAUUUGUUUCCGGGCCUAACUCGGUGAAAAUUAUUACCCCUGUCCAGACUCUCGAAUCUCAAGAUAUCCCUGUGAAUAAGGCUUAUCUCGUUUCCUGCACCAACGCCCGGAGCUCGGACUUCGCCGCCGCCGCUCGCGUCUUCCGCGAGGCGGCCAAGGAUGGCCAGCCCGCCAAAAUUGCCCCCGGUGUCAAACUUUACAUCGCUGCGGCCUCUGCUCCCGAGCAGGAGCUAUCCGAGGAAGCGGGCGACUGGCAGGUCUUGAUUGACGCUGGAGCUCAAGUUCUACCUCCCGGUUGUGGCCCUUGCAUUGGUCUCGGUACGGGUCUUCUCGAAGACGGCGAGGUCGGUAUAAGUGCUAGUAACCGGAAUUUCAAGGGCAGGCUUGGACAUACAGGAGCGAAGGCCUACCUAGCGAGUCCGGAAACCGUCGCGGCCAGCGCGCUUCGUGGUAAGAUCGCCGGUCCUGGUUGGUACCAGAAGCCCGAGGGUGUAGAGAAGGUCAUUCUUGGUGAGGGUAGCGGUGAUCAUGUCGUCGACAAGGCUCGGUCUGUCGAGGAUGCUCUUGACAAACUCCUUGGUGAGGUCGAUAGCAUGAUCGCCACCGCUGAGGGCGCCCACGAGGGUGCCGCAGAGCAGUCAUCCGGCAGCUCCGCCGCGCCUGAAGAUGAAGAGUCUUUAACCGAUAUUCUGCCUGGCUUUCCUGAGAGGAUUGAAGGUGAGAUCAUCUUCUGUGACGGGGAUAAUAUCAACACGGAUGGCAUCUACCCGGGCAAAUACACCUACCAGGAUGACAUUUCUAAGGAGAAAAUGGCCGAGGUGUGCAUGGAGAACUACGAUACCGAGUUCCGCACGACCGCCAAGGCUGGCGACAUUCUGGUAACGGGUUUCAACUUUGGCUGUGGAUCCUCGAGAGAACAAGCCGCGACCGCCAUCUUAGCGAAACAGAUUCCUCUCGUCGUUGCCGGCAGUUUCGGCAACAUCUUCAGCCGUAACAGCAUCAACAAUGCUCUCCUCGGCGUCGAACUGCCCGCCCUUGUACGCCGUCUACGCGAAGCGUACAAGGAUGAGGCCGACAAGAAAGUCCUGACUCGCCGCACCGGCUGGAAGCUGCUAUGGGAUAUUCGCCGCUCCAAGGUCGUCAUUACCGAAAAGGAUGGCUCCUCGUGGGAACAGAAGGUCGGCGAGAUGCCCCCCAACGUGCAGGAAAUCAUCGCUUGCGGUGGACUUGAAGGCUGGGUCAAGGCUAAGAUCGCGGCCGAGAAGUGA